AUGUCUUCUCAAUAUGUUUCGCUUGCGAUUGGCUCCCAUACCUGGACUCCCGAGAACAAAGAGAUUGAUGGUUUGCUGGACGUGAUGCGAAGUCACAAGAUCAAAGUUAUCGACACCGCUAGGAGCUACGGCCUUGGCGCAUCUGAGACCGUUAUCGGGCUCAAGAAGCUGAGCCGCGAAUUCGCUAUUGACACCAAAGCUGCCACAGGAGUCAUUCCUGGUGCUGGGCAGAAGAUUAUGCAGUUUGCCAAAGAGAGUUUAGAAGCACUCCAAACUGACAAGGUCCGAGUUUUCUUUAUACAUGCACCUGAUGAAGAAACGCCAGUACAUUUGCAGAUGGAAGCCAUCCAGACUCUGUAUAAGCAGGGAGUAUUUGAAGCGUUUGGAGUCUCCAACUUCACUCCGGAGCAAGUCAUCGAAUUCUAUGACUACGCCAAAUCCAACGGUUACGUUCUUCCUACAGUAUAUCAAUCCAGCUACUCAUUGGCUGUCCGUGGGAAUGAAACGAGGCUCUUCCCAACUCUGCGCAAACUGGGCAUCUCCAUCCAAGCUUAUUCGCCGAUGGCAGGGGGGUUAUUGUCAAAGACGCGAGAGUAUAUCGAGUCGGGAAAUGGCAAUUGGGACCCCAACAGCCUAACUGGCAGGAUCUUUCGCGAUCUUUACUAUAAGCCAUCGUAUCUGAAGAUGCUGGAAGAAUUCGCAAAGCUGUCCCAGGAGACUGGGCUAAGCCGAUCCAGCUUGGCUUAUCGUUGGGUGAGGUACCACUCGGCUCUCAAACCAGAGCUCGGCGACUCAAUGAUUCUAGGCUCUGUAAAUGCUCAGCAGCUGGAAGAAGCAUUGGCGGAGCUUAACAAAGGCCCUCUUGAUGCUGCAACCGUUGAAAAGCUGGAUAACUUCUGGCAGCUGAUCAAAGACGACGCACCGGUUGACAAUCUCAUCUCAGUUCGCAAGGUAGUUCGUGGAGCGGCAUAA
This is a messenger RNA of Trichoderma citrinoviride, 972 nucleotides long. RefSeq names its product Aldo/keto reductase. The record is from RefSeq and is a predicted model, not a curated record. Gene Ontology annotation, cellular component: cytosol. The coding region runs from base 1 to 972 and encodes 323 amino acids. Lineage: Eukaryota; Fungi; Ascomycota; Sordariomycetes; Hypocreales; Hypocreaceae. The transcript is spliced from 4 exons.